Messenger RNA from Rhopalosiphum maidis (corn leaf aphid), 1310 nucleotides. Its product is annotated as alpha-tocopherol transfer protein-like. The record is from RefSeq and is a predicted model, not a curated record. Gene Ontology annotation, molecular function: phosphatidylinositol bisphosphate binding. The coding region runs from base 360 to 1277 and encodes 305 amino acids. The transcript is spliced from 7 exons. Gene Ontology annotation, cellular component: membrane. Lineage: Eukaryota; Metazoa; Arthropoda; Insecta; Hemiptera; Aphididae.
CUAUCACCCAUUAUAAUAACCACGGCGGUCGUGUUGUAAUUCCAUUUACAUCCAAACGUCCGAGCGCCGCACACAUUCGCACACACUCGCUGCGCCGUACCGGUUGGUCGAUCACCGUGCCGAGAUCCGCAGGUCACACGUAAUAUAUCGUUGGCGAUUAUUGCGCAAAACCGUUGGAUUCCACCGUCGGUCUGCCCGUCAGCCUUUACGCAUCGAUCCGUCCGCAACGAUCGAUAUUUACUAUAGAUCGUUCUAACCUGACCUGUAUCGCAGUAUAUUCAUACCGUCGUCGUCGUACCUGCGCUGCGGGGCCGUUCGUCGUAUCCUGCAGGACCCGAUACCGACAAAAUCUAUCGAUCAUGGAAGUGGACGAACACGGACCAGUCGUGAAAAUGGGUUCCGGGUACGAGUUGCGGUUCGAGGACGACUCCGAUUUCGAAGAGUCGUACCAGGAGCGCGCCAAGAACGACUUGGGCGAGACGCCGGAGCGCCGGGCCGAAGCUCUCGAGCAACUGCGGAGACUUAUCAGAGAAGAGAAAAAACUUUACCUUCCCACUGACGAAUCUACAGAACUGUAUUUGUUGGCUUUCUUGAGAGUUUGCAAAUUCUACCCAGAGAGUGCAUUCAAAAGAGUGAAAUUUUUGUACAAAUUACGACAGAAAAACCCAAAAUAUUGCAAUGACCUGAUACCGAGCUUAGAAAAAAACGUCUUUGAGCAAAAUAUUCUUACAGUCUUACCAUCACGUGAUCAACAUGGAAGACGAAUAUUAAUCACAGAAUGUGGACAGAGAUGGAAAAUUAAAAAUUGCUCACUGACAGAGAUCUUUCGCGGCGUUGAGCUGGUGAUCGAAGCGGCCAUUCUCGAGCCUAGAACUCAAGUGUCAGGCACUGUGCUGUUGGUAGACUUUGCUGGUCUAACUGUUAAUCAUGUGUGGCAAUUCACACCAAACUUCGCUAAACUGGUUUUGGACUGGAUACAAUAUUCAAUGCCAGCAAGACUUAAAGAAGUGCACAUCGUAAAUCAACCGUAUAUAUUCAACAUGGUGUUUGCUAUAUUCAAACCAUUUAUGCAAGAGAAAUUGAGAAAUCGAAUGCUUUUGCAUGGUUAUGAUCACACAUCAUUAUUAGCACAUCUGGAUGCCAAAUGCUUACCCACAAAAUACGGUGGUCUCAUGGACAUAGAAACCGACCAAGGCAUAGAUUUAUGGAAUUUACUGUGUUAUUACGAAGACAACUAUAAAGUGACAAAUGAAUUUGGAUACAGAAAGAAGAAAUAAUAUCCACAAUAUGUUAUGCAACUCAUAUGUUAU